UGACGGCAUCGGAGCGCGCCAUUCUGAAGUCUGGAGGCUGGCUGCACGACCCGAGGGGCUGCGCUGGUACCUCGGCAGGGCCUGGAGUAUCCCUCCCUCAACAUGGGGCUGGAGGCCCCCAGACUGCCAGGGGCCGAGGAAGCCCCGGUGAGGGUGGCCCUGCGAGUCCGCCCACUGCUGCCCAAGGAGCUGCUGCACGGGCACCAGAGCUGCCUGAGGGCGGAGCCGGGGCAUGGCCGUGUCACCCUGGGCCGAGACCGCCAUUUCGGCUUCCAUGUGGUGCUGGACGAGGACGCUGGGCAGGAAGCUGUGUACCAGGCCUGCGUGCAGCCCCUCCUGGAGGCUUUCUUCGAGGGCUUCAAUGCCACCGUCUUUGCCUACGGUCAGACAGGCUCUGGGAAGACCUACACCAUGGGGGAGGCCAGUGUGGCCUCCCUUCACGAGGAUGAGCAGGGCAUCAUCCCACGGGCCAUGGCCGAGGCCUUCAAGCUUAUUGAUGAGAAUGAUCUGCUUGACUGUCUCGUGCACGUGUCGUAUCUGGAAGUGUACAAGGAGGAGUUCCGAGACCUGCUUGAGGUGGGCACUGCCAGCCGUGACAUCCAGCUUCGGGAAGACGACCGUGGGAACGUUGUGCUGUGUGGGGUGAAGGAAGUGGACGUGGAGGGCCUGGACGAGGUGCUGAGCGUCCUGGAGAUGGGCAACGCCGCGCGGCACACGGGAGCCACACACCUCAACCGCCUGUCCAGCCGCUCACAUACGGUCUUCACCGUGACCCUGGAGCAGCGGGGGCGCACCCCCAGCCGCCUGCCCCGCCCUGCCGCGGGCCAGCUGCUGGUCUCCAAGUUCCACUUCGUGGACCUGGCAGGCUCGGAGAGGGUGCUCAAGACGGGCAGCACUGGAGAGCGCCUCAAGGAGAGCAUUCAGAUCAAUAGCAGCCUCCUGGCUCUGGGCAACGUCAUCAGCGCCCUGGGGGACCCCCAGCGCCGUGGCAGCCACAUCCCCUACCGGGACUCCAAGAUCACCCGGAUCCUCAAAGACUCGCUGGGCGGGAAUGCCAAGACGGUGAUGAUUGCCUGCGUGAGCCCCUCCUCCUCCGACUUUGAUGAGACCCUCAACACCCUCAACUACGCCAGCCGCGCCCAGAAUAUCCGCAACCGUGCCACCAUCAACUGGCGGCCCGAGGCCGAGCGCGUGCCUGAGGAAGCGGCCUGCGCGCGGGGUCCUCCUCGGCACCGCUCGGAGACGCGCAUCAUCCACCGUGGCCGGCGCCCCCCGGGCCCGGCUGCCGCCCCCGCCACGGCGGCUGCCCGCCUGGGCGCCGAGUGCGCACGCUACCGGGCCCGCACCGACGCUGCCUACAGCCUCCUGCGUGAGCUGCAGGCCCAGCCCGGGCUGCCUGGCGCCGCUGUCCGCAAGGUGCGCGACUGGCUGUGCGCAGUCGAGGGCGAGCGCAGCGCCCUGAGCUCCGCUUCUGGGCCCGACAGCGGCAUCGAGAGCGCCUCCACCGCGGAGGAGCAGGCCACUCAGGGGCUCUGCGGCAGAAAGGUGGCCAAGGGCCAGGAAGACGAGGGGGCGCUGCUGGCCCUGCAGAGUCAGGUAGCCAGGCUGGAGGAAGAGAACCGAGACUUUCUGGCUGCACUGGAGGACGCCAUGGAGCAGUACAAGCUGCAGCACCUGGGCCAUGUCUUGCAGAGCGACCGUCUGCGUGAGCAGCAGGAGGAGAUGGCCGAGCUGCGGCUAAGACUAGAGCUGGUGCGGCCUGGCUGGGGAGCCCCAGGGCUCCUGCAGGACCUGCCUUCUGGGUCCUUUGUGCCUCGGCCUCACACAGCUCCCCUGGGGGGUGCCCACACCCAGGUGCUGGGCAUGGUGCCCGCUGCCUGCCUUCCUGGAGCUGAAGUUGGCCCUGAGAACUGGGGAGAGCAGGUGACAAAUGGCCGGGAGACUGGAGCCAAGUUGCUGGAGGAGGUCGACAGGCUGGAAAGUGGCUCUUCAGCUGCAUCGGAGGAAGAGGGGGACGAAGGGGAGGAGGAGCCACCCCCCCCACGGACCCUGCACCUGCGUAGAAAUGGGAUCAGCAACUGGACCCAGAGGGAGGAGGCAGGCCCAGGGAGUCCGCCCAGCAGGAAGGACCCAGAGCUUGGCCCUGAGGAGCUGGGUGCAGCCAUCCUGGAGCCCAGAGUGGUUCGUGGGAGCAAGGCCCAGGCUCGGCCCCGGCAGGUCCCCGCUGCCUCCGAGUGGCGGCUGGCCCAAGCCCAGCAGAAGAUCCGAGAGCUGGCCAUCAACAUCCGCAUGAAGGAGGAGCUCAUUGGGGAGCUGGUCCGUACAGGGAAGGCGGCCCAGGCCCUCAACCGUCAGCACAGCCAGCGCAUCCGGGAGUUGGAGCAGGAGGCCGAGCGGGUGCGGGCCGAGCUGAGCGAAGGCCAGCGGCAGCUGCGGGAGCUGGAGAGCAAGGAGCCCCAGGACGCUGGCGAGCGGUCCCAGCUCCAGGAGUUCCGCAGGAGGGUCGCGGCCGCCCAGAGCCAGGUGCAGGGUGAGGCUGGAGUUACAGUGAAGCUGGCAGUGCCAGGCGUCAGCCCAGCUUUAAGCACAGCAGAGGCGGGGAGGUGGGUCCUGCUGACAACCAUCAGGGAGACCAAGGAGAGGGUGCUGAAGGAGAAGAAGCAGGCGACAGAGCGGCUGGUGUCUCUGUCGGCCCAGAGUGAGAAGCGGCUGCAGGAGCUUGAGAGGAGCGUGCAGCUCAUGCGACAGCAGCAUGGGCAGCUGCAGAGACGGCUUCGCGAGGAGACAGAGCAGAAGCGGCGCCUGGAGACGGAAGUGAACAAGCGGCAGCACCGCGUUAAGGAGCUGGAGCUGAAGCAUGAACAGCAGCAGAAGAUCCUAAAGAUUAAGACGGCAGAGAUCGCAGCGUUCCAGAGGAAGCGGCGCAGCGGCAGCAGCGGCUCUGUGCUCAGCCUGGAGCAGCAGCAGAAGAUCGAGGAGCAGAAGAAGUGGCUGGAUCAGGAGAUGGAGAAGGUCCUCCAGCAGCGGCGGGCGCUGGAGGAGCUGGGGGCGGAGCUUCGCAAGAGGGAGGCCAUCCUGGCCAAGAAGGAGGCCCUGAUGCAGGAGAAGACCGGGCUGGAGAGCAAGCGCCUGCGGUCCAGCCAGGCCCUCAACGAGGACAUCGUGCGCGUGUCCAGCCGGCUGGAGCAGCUGGAGCAGGAGCUGUCCGAGAAGAGCGGACAGCUGCGGCCGGGCAGCGCGCAGAGCCAGCGGCAGCUCCGUGGGGAGAUCGACGCCCUGCGCCAGGAGAAGGACUCGCUGCUGAAGCAGCGCCUGGACAUCGACGGCAAGCUGCGGCAGGGCGGCCUGCUGUCAGCCGAGGAAGAGCGGACGCUGUUCCAGCUGGAUGAGGCCAUCGAGGCCCUGGACGCUGCCAUCGAGUACAAGAACGAGGCCAUCACGUGCCGCCAGCGGGUGCUGCGGGCCUCCGCCUCCUUGCUGUCCCAGUGCGAGAUGAACCUCAUGGCCAAGCUCAGCUACCUCUCGUCCUCAGAGACCAGAGCCCUCCUCUGCAAGUACUUCGACAAGGUGGUGACGCUCCGCGAGGAACAGCACCAGCAGCAGAUCGCCUUCUCGGAGCUGGAGAUGCGGCUGGAGGAGCAGCAGCGGCUGGUGUACUGGCUGGAGGUGGCCCUGGAGCGGCAGCGCCUGGAGAUGGACCGCCAGCUGACACUGCAGCAGAGGGGCCACGCGCAGGACCUGCAGCUCCUCCUGCAGCAGAGUCGAGACCAGCUUGGGGGCGGGCUAGCGGACAGUAAGAGGCAGUACGAGAGCAGGAUCCAGGCCCUGGAGAAGGAGCUGGGCCGCCUCAUGUGGAUGAACCAGGAGCUCAGGCAGCGGCUGGGCGGUGUGACCGCCGCGGCCCAGAGCAGGGGUGGGGAGAAGAGGACCCUGUGCCUGGAGAACAGACAACCCUUUGGAAACGAAGACGAGCUCCCUCCAGCACCCGAGCUUCUCUGGCAGCACCCCCCUGCUGAAGGUGCCCCCCGCGCCCGGGAGGAGAUGCGGGACGUGGUCCGUGCCCCACUGCCGCUGACAUGGAGACGCUCCAGCCAGUGCGGUGAGGAGCAGGGCUCCCCGGAGGAGCUGCGCCAGCGGGAGGCCGCCGAGCCCCUCGGGCGGGUGCUCCCCGUGGGGGAAGUGGGUCCGCCCUGGAACCCGGGGCCCUUGGCCAGACCCCGGCGGGAGCUGCGAAGGCCCAGCCCAGGGAUGAUCGACGUCCGGAGAAAUCCCCUGUAGGCUCCUGGACAGAGCCGGCCUUGGAGGGAGGUUCCGAGCCUGCUGAAAGGUACUGUGGCCCUAUGC
This is a messenger RNA of Hipposideros armiger (great roundleaf bat), 4344 nucleotides long. RefSeq names its product kinesin family member 7 (gene KIF7). Gene Ontology annotation, biological process: mitotic spindle organization; microtubule-based movement; spindle elongation. Gene Ontology annotation, cellular component: microtubule associated complex. The record is from RefSeq and is a predicted model, not a curated record. The transcript has 20 exons. Lineage: Eukaryota; Metazoa; Chordata; Mammalia; Chiroptera; Hipposideridae. Gene Ontology annotation, molecular function: ATP binding; microtubule motor activity; microtubule binding. Bases 103 to 4278 code for a protein of 1391 amino acids.